CAGGAAUGAUGAACAGCCGCGCUCUUUGCCUCUACAUCGCGCUCCUCUACCCGAUUCCCAAAACAUUGACGGAAUACUCAACCAAUACUGACUCCGAGUACGAGUUUGGGGAUUACCGGGGCAAGUGGUGCAUAGACGACCACGGAUUUGUGUAUAGCAUCGGGGAGGUGUACUAUCCCAGUCCAUCUGCUUGUCCGUGCACCUGCACUGAAGACGGACCCGUGUGCAUACGACCAAAGUGUCCUCGCAUUCAUCCUCGAUGUACGCGGAUUAAAUACAAGGCUUGCUGUCCAGUGUGUGAGGCAGUUAGCAAAGUGUGUGUAUAUGGUGGCAAAAUGUACAGAAUACUCGAGGAAUUCAGGGUGAGAUUUAUUUUUUAAAGAAACAUUGAUUAAAAAUAUGAUCUACUUUAAGUGACUUUGUAUACAUUAUCCGAAGUUGAAUCUUGGAAUUUGUUUAUUAUACUCCUUAUGUCAAAGCAGUGUUUUUGUGUGUGUCUAGCCUGAUGGUGGAGAUGGGAACAUUGGUUAUUGAUUUAUCCUCUUGCAUGAGAGAUGUAGUCCUAUUGUCAAGUGUAACCAUAACAGUACUCUCCAUCAACAAGGGCUCAUGUGAGGGGUCAACAGUUGAGAUGGCAUGACCUUUAGCCUGAGGUGACAUUUCAUAUGAUCUCUUUUUAAUUGAAAAGAGUAUUCAGGUAUUACAUUGACGCAUGCUUCAUAUGUUUCUCAAGUAUUAUGCUUCCUUCCAAAUGACAGGAGAACACAAGAGUUUAACUUUUGAGAGAAAGUGACUGUGGUAGAAAAUAUGUCUAAAGGUGUGUCUAACCUGUUGUUUCAGUUGUCACGCUGUGAGAGAUGUCGUUGCGAGCCCAACAGGGAGGUGUACUGUUCCAUCUCUGAUUGUCCUGCACCACACUGUGUCAACCCUACAUAUGAGCCCAUCCACUGCUGUCCUGUCUGCUACACUGGUGAGUUCACCUCUACAAACACACAACUUUCCAACACAUAAAUGGUCUCUACCCUCAGAAAGACACAAUUUCUUGCACACCAGUUUACAUGCUAUAAUGAUAGGAUGGACAUACACACAGAUGUGAUCUGUAUAAUAUGACCUACACAUACAAUGCAAAUAUACAGAAUCCAUAAGCCUGGUCAUAUGUAACUCAAGCAUUUUGCUGCAUCUGCUAUAACAUCUGCUUAACUGUGUAUGACCAAUAAACAUUGAUUUGAUGUCAACCAUCUAUAAUUAGCUUUGACACAGUGUGUGAUAUUGAUUAUAAAGACAGCUGCAGCUCUUACAUAAUAAUGUUUACGAUGGCAGUAGUUGGCUGCUACCCCGAGUUGGAGUCUAAGGUCAUCAAUAUCUUCAAUUCUUCUUUUAUCACUGCUCCACUGCACUAUUACCAUCUGUACUGUAUGUUCAAAAUGCUAUGUGCAUCAUAUUCAUAUCAAGCUCAAUCAUUAGUUAGAAGUCAAGCCAAGGAGUUUUGGAAAUAUUUCAAUUAUUUAGUGACUGAUGUGGGAUCCAAGCAUCCUUAGAACUAAACUAUGGAAUUCAGCAUUGCACAGAUUACAUAACUGAAUUUGGACACUGAAUAAAGAGGGAUGCAAUCAAACAGCUCGAUAGUGCUCUGUCCAACACAGGAAUAGUAACUAACCCCCAGCCUGGUGGGAUAGCGGGGCGAUGUGGGUCAUGGGGCCAUCCAUCCAACAGCAGGCAGUAAAGGAACAGCUUGUGUGUGCGCCGUAUACAGUUCAAUCAAUGAAUCAAUCACAUUUAUUUAUAAAGCCCUUUUUACAUCAACAGUUGUCACAAAGUGCUUAUACAGAAACCCAGCCUAAAACCCCAAAGAGCAAGCAAUGCAGAUGUACACUGAACAAAAAUAUAAACGCAACAUUUAAAGUGUUGGUCCCAUGUUUCAUGAGCUGAAAUAAACGAUCCCAGAAAUGUUCCAUACACAACAUGUAAAGGACAUUGUAUUAUCAUAUUUUGGUACUCCCUGACGAAGGCCAUGCAGCCGAAACGUGUCAGAGUUUUAAAAAACUUUGUUUCCAUUGAACAUGCCAUACAAAUAAAGGCAUUUUAAUUAAUUAUAUGAAGUGUGCCUUGGUCCUCCUUUCUUUUUGAUGACCAAUUUACCCAUGUUACCAAAGAGCACCUUCUGUCUACAAAAAUCUACUAUUGUGAACCUUAGCAGCGCUUCCCUUCCUUCGUUUUUUCUGCAACAUGUAAAGUGUUGGUCCCAUGUUUCAUGAGAUGAAAUAAAAGAUCCCAGUAAUGUUCCAUACGCACAAAAAGCUUAUUUCUCUCCAAUUUUGUGCACAAGUUUGUUUACAUCCCUGUUAGUGAGCAUUUAUACUUUGCCAAGAUAAUUCAUCCAUCUGUGGCAUAUCAAAAAGCUGAUUAAACAACAUGAUCAUUACACAGGUGCAGCUUGUGCUGGGGACAAUAAAAGACCACUCUAAAAUGUGCAGUUUUGUCAAACAACACAAUGCCACAGAUGUCUCAAGUUUUGAGGGAGCGUGCAAUUGGCAUGCUGACUGCAGGAAUGUCCACCAGAGCUGUUGCCAGAGAAUUGAACGUUCAUUUUAUCAAUGGCAAUUUGAAUACACAAAGAUACCUUGACGAAAUCCUGAGGCCCAUUGUCGUACCAUUCAUCUGCCGCCAUCGCCUCAUUUUUCAAAAUUAUAAUGCAUGGCCCCAUGUCGCAAGGAUCUGUACACAAUUCCUGGAAGCUGAAAAUGUCCCAGUUCUUCCAUGGCCUGCAUACUCACUAGACAUGUCACCCAUUGAGCAUGUUUGGGAUGCUCUGGAUCGACGUGUACGGCAGUGUGUUCCAGUUCUCGCCAAUAUCCAGCAACUUCGCACACCCAUUGAAGAGGAGUGGGACAACAUUCCACAGGCCACAAUCAACAGCCUGAUCAACUCUAUGCGAAGGAGAUGUGUCGCGCUGCAUGAGGCAAAUGGUGGUCACACCAGAUACUGACUGGUUUUCUGAUCCAAGCUCUCACCUUUUUUUAAUGUAUCUGUGACCAAUAUAUGCAUAUCUGUAUUCCCAGUCAUGUGUAAUUCAUAGAUUAGGGCCCAAUUAAAUUAUAUUAAAUUGACUGAUUUCCUUAUAUGAACUGUAACUCAGUAAAAUCUUUGAAAUUGUUGCAUGUUGCGUUUAUAUUUUUGUUCGGUUGGCACCCGUCCACUUCUCUUAAAUAAUUCCCUAUUUCUUCUACAUUUACAUUUACAUUUACGUCAUUUAGCAGACACUCUUAUCCAGAGCGACUUACAAAUUGGUGCAUUCACCUUAUAGGCCAUGGUCCUCUGUAGCUCAGCUGGUAGAGCACGGCGCUUGUAACGCUAAGGUAGUGGGUUCGAUCCCCGGGACCACCCAUACACAAAAAAAAAUGUAUGCACGCAUGACUGUAAGUCGCUUUGGAUAAAAUGGCAUAUUGGCAUAAAUGGCAUAUUAUUAUUAUUAUUAUAUUAUUAUAGCCAGUGGGAUAACCACUUUACAAUAUGUUAUUAUUAUGAUUUUUUUAAAUUUGGGGGGGUGGGGUAAGGAGGGGUAGAAGGAUUACUUUAUCCUAUCCCAGGUUUUCCUUAAAGAGGUGGGGUUUCAAGUGUCUCCGGAAGGUGGUGAGUGACUCCGCUGUCCUGGCGUUGUGAGGGAGCUUGUUCCACCAUUGGGGUGCCAGAGCAGCGAACAGUUUUGACUGGGCUGAGCGGGAACUGUGCUUCCGCAGAGGUAGGGGGGCCAGCAGGCCAGAGGCGGAUGAACGCAAUGCCCUCGUUUGGGUGUAGGGACUGACCAGAGCCUGAAGGUACGGAGGUGCCGUUCCCCUCACAGCUCCGUAGGCAAGCACCAUGGUCUUGUAGCAGAUGCGAGCUUCAACUGGAAGCCAGUGGAGUGUGCGGAGGAGCGGGGUGACGUGAGAGAACUUGGGAAGGUUGAACACCAGACGGGCUGCGGCAUUCUGGAUGAGUUGUAGGGGUUUAAUGGCACAGGCAGGGAGCCCAGCCAACAGCGAGUUGCAGUAAUCCAGACGGGAGAUGACAAGUGCCUGGAUUAGGACCUGUGCCGCUUCCUGUGUAAGGCAGGGUCGUACUCUCCAAAUGUUGUAGAGCCUGAACCUACAGGAUCGGGUCACCGCCUUGAUGUUAGCGGAGAACGACAGGGUGUUGUCCAGGGUCACGCCAAGGCUCUUUGCACUCUGGGAGGAGGACACAACGGAGUUGUCAACCGUGAUGGCGAGAUCAUGGAACGGGCAGUCCUUCCCCGGGAGGAAGAGCAGCUCCGUCUUGCCGAGGUUCAGCUUGAGGUGGUGAUCCGUCAUCCACACUGAUAUGUCUGCCAGACAUGCAGAGAUGCGAUUCACCACCUGGUUAUCUGAAGGGGGAAAGGAGAAGAUUAGUUGUGUGUCGUCUGCGUAGCAAUGAUAGGAGAGGCCAUGUGAGGAUAUGACAGAGCCAAGUGACUUGGUGUAUAGCGAGAAUAGAAGAGGGCCUAGAACUGAGCCCUGGGGGACAGCAGUGGUGAGAGCACGUAGUGCGGAGACAGAUUCUCGCCACGCCACUUAGUAGGAGCGACCUGUCAGGUAGGACGCAAUCCAGGAGUAAGCCGCGCCGGAGAUGCCCAACUCGGAGAGGGUGGAGAGGAGGAUCUGAUGGUUCAUAGUAUCAAAGGCAGCAGACAGGUCUAGAAGGACAAGAGCAGAGGAGAGAGAGUUAGCUUUAGCAGUGCGGAGAGCCUCCGUGACACAGAGAAGAGCAGUCUCAGUUGAAUGACCAGUCUUGAAACCUGACUGGUUUGGAUCAAGAAGGUCAUUCUGAGAGAGAUAGCAAGAGAGUUGGCUAAAGUCGGCACGCUCAAGAGUUUUGGAGAGAAAAGAAAGAAGGGAUACUGGUCUGUAGUUGUUGACAUCGGAGGGAUCGAGUGUAGGUUUUUUGAGAAGGAGUGCAACUCUCGCUCUCUUGAAGACGGAAGAGACAUAGCCAGCGGUCAAGGAUGAGUUGAUGAGCGAGGUGAGGUAAGGGAGAAGGUCACCGGAAAUGGUCUGGAGAAGAGAGGAGGGGAUAGGGUCAAGCGGGCAGGUUGUUGGGCGGCCGGCCAUCACAAGUCGCAAGAUUUCAUCUGGAGAGAGAGGGGAGAAAGAAGUCAAAGUGUCAUUUGACUUAACAAACGAGGAUCGGAUGUCGUCAACCUUCUUUUCAAAAUGGUUGACGAAGUCAUCCACAGAGAGGGAGGAAGGGGGGGAGGGGGAGGAGGAUUCAGCAGGGAGGAGAAGGUGGCAAAGAGCUUCCUAGGGUUAGAGGCAGAUGCUUGGAAUUUAGAGUGGUAGAAAGUGGCUUUAGCAGCAGAAACAGAAGAAAAAAAUGUAGAGAGGAGGGAGUGAAAAGAUGCCAAGUCCGCAGGGAGUCUAGUUUUCCUCCAUUUCUGCUCGGCUGCCCGGAGCCCUGUUCUGUGAGCUCGCAAUGAGUCGUCAAGCCACGGAGCAGGAGGGGAGGACCGAGCCGGCCGGGAGGAUAGGGGACAUAGAAAGUCAAAGGAUGCAGAAAGGGAGGAGAGGAGGGUUGAGGAGGCAGAAUCAGGAGAUUGGAGGGAGAAGGAUUGAGCAGAGGGAAGAGAGGAUAGGAUGGAAGAGGAGAGAGUAGCGGGAGAGAGAGAGCGAAGGUUGCGACGGCGCAUUACCAUCUGAGUAGAGGCAGAGUGAGUAGUGUUGGAGGAGAGCGAGAGAGAAAAGGAUACAAAGUAGUGGUCAGAGACAUGGAGGGGAGUUGCAGUGAGAUUAGUAGAAGAACAGCAUCUAGUAAAGAUGAGGUCAAGCGUAUUGCCUGCCUUGUGAGUAUGGGGGGACGGUGAGAGGGUGAGGUCAAAAGAGGAGAGGAGUGGAAAGGAGGCAGCAGAGAGAAAUGAGUCAAAGGUAGACGUAGGGAGGUUAAAGUCACCCAGAACUGUGAGGGGUGAGCCAUCCUCAGGACAGGAACUUAUCAAGGCGUCAAGCUCAUUGAUGAACUCUCCAAGGGAACCUGGAGGGCGAUAAAUGAUAAGGAUGUUAAGCUUGAAUGGGCUAGUGACUGUGACAGCAUGGAAUUCAAAUGAGGAGAUAGACAGAUGGGUCAGGGGAAAAAGAGAGAAUGUCAACUUGGGAGAGAUGAGGAUUCCUGUGCCACCACCCCGCUGACCAGAUGCUCUCUGGGUAUGCAAGAACACAUGGUCAGACGAGGAGAGAGCAGUAGGAGUAGCAGUGUUUUCAGUGGUAAUCCAUGUUUCCGUCAGCGCCAAGAAGUCGAGGGACUGGAGGGUAGUAGGGGUGUAACGAUCCAUCUACUACAUCGAUGUAUCGAUUUAUAUUCCUAUGAUCCAACUACAUCGAUCUGUGCUCGGCGAGUUGGCCUUUUGGACAACAUAUAUCGAUCUAACAUCGUUUUAAAAUGUAAUAAAUCGAUUGUAUCGAUACUAGGAAAUAACCCAUUGGAUUUAAGCACGUCAGACUUUAUAUGGAUGUUUUUUCUUAGCACUUUUAAUGAUAAAGGCUUUAAACAUUACUCGAUUCAGUCUGCCUAUCCGUGACGUCAUCGCGCCAGCAGCAGCGCAAAGGCGCCAAGACAACAAAACAAAGCAUGGCGGACGACAGAGGAGAAGCCGACGAGCGAGAAAUUAUCAAGCCACCAUUGCGGUCCUUACAAGAAACAGGAAUCUAGGAAACUUCACCUGCACUGUCCAGUAUCCAGGUAUUUAUUUCAGUCACACUGGUUGAAUUUUUGGCUAAAAGGUUACUGAAUCGAUUUCAAGUCACUGAAUCGUUUCGGAUCGUAUCGUUCUAAAUGAACCAAUAUUGUAUUAUUGAAUCGUAUCGACAACCACGAAUCGUGAUACAAAUCGAAUCGUUGUUAAAACGAAUCGUUACACCCCUAGAGGGUAGCAUAGGCUGAGAUAAUACAGUGGGGGAAAAAAGUAUUUAGUCAGCCACCAAUUGUGCAAGUUCUCCCACUUAAAAAGAUGAGAGAGGCCUGUAAUUUUCAUCAUAGGUACACGUCAACUAUGACAGACAAAUUGAGGAAAAAAAAUCCAGAAAAUCACAUUGUAGGAUUUUUAAUGAAUUUAUUUGCAAAUUAUGGUGGAAAAUAAGUAUUUGGUCACCUACAAACAAGCAAGAUUUCUGGCUCUCACAGACCUGUAACUUCUUCUUUAAGAGGCUCUUCUGUCCUCCACUCGUUACCUGUAUUAAUGGCACCUGUUUGAACUUGUUAUCAGUAUAAAAGAUACCUGUCCACAACCUCAAACAGUCACACUCCAAACUCCACUAUGGCCAAGACCAAAGAGCUGUCAAAGGACACCAGAAACAAAAUUGUAGACCUGCACCAGGCUGGGAAGACUGAAUCUGCAAUAGCAAGAUUGGUUUGAAGAAAUCAACUGUGGGAGCAAUUAUUAGGAAAUGGAAGACAUACAAGACCACUGAUAAUCUCCCUCGAUCUGGGGCUCCACGCAAGAUCUCACCCUGUGGGGUCAAAAUGAUCACAAGAACGGUGAGCAAAAAUCCCAGAACCACACGGGGGGACCUAGUGAAUGACCUGCAGAGAGCUGGGACCAAAGUAACAAAGCCUACCAUCAGUAACACACUACGCCGCCAGGGACUCAAAUCCUGCAGUGUCAGACGUGUCCCCCUGCUUAAGCCAGUACAUGUCCAGGCCCGUCUGAAGUUUGCUAGAGUGCAUUUGGAUGACCCAGAAGAGGAUUGGGAGAAUGUCAUAUGGUCAGAUGAAACCAAAAUAGAACUUUUUGGUAAAAACUCAACUCGUCGUGUUUGGAGGACAAAGAAUGCUGAGUUGCAUCCAAAGAACACCAUACCUACUGUGAAGCAUGGGGGUGGAAACAUCAUGCUUUGGGGCUGUUUUUCUGCAAAGGGACCAGGACGACUGAUCCGUGUAAAGGAAAGAAUGAAUGGGGCCAUGUAUCGUGAGAUUUUGAGUGAAAACCUCCUUCCAUCAGCAAGGGCAUUGAAGAUGAAACGUGGCUGGGUCUUUCAGCAUGACAAUGAUCCCAAACACACCGCCCGGGCAACGAAGGAGUGGCUUCGUAAGAAGCAUUUCAAGGUCCUGGAGUGGCCUAGCCAGUCUCCAGAUCUCAACCCCAUAGAAAAUCUUUGGAGGGAGUUGAAAGUCCGUGUUGCCCAGCGACAGCCCCAAAACAUCACUGCUCUAGAGGAGAUCUGCAUGGAGGAAUGGGCCAAAAUACCAGCAACAGUGUGUGAAAACCUUGUGAAGACUUACAGAAAACGUUUGACCUGUGUCAUUGCCAACAAAGGGUAUAUAACAAAGUAUUGAGAAACUUUUGUUAUUGACCAAAUACUUAUUUUCCACCAUAAUUUGCAAAUAAAUUCAUUAAAAAUCCUACAAUGUGAUUUUCUGGAAAAAUAAUUCUCAUUUUGUCAGUCAUAGUUGACGUGUACCUAUGAUGAAAAUUACAGGCCUCUCUCAUCUUUUUAAGUGGGAGAACUUGCACAAUUGGUGGCUGACUAAAUACUUUUUUCCCCCACUGUAUAUAAUUGGAUUUGGAUUUUCAACAUUGAAGAAGCAAUUUUGUUUUUUGAAACUUAAGUUUACAAUUUUAAUUUAGAAAAGAAAAACAAAUGGCAUGGACUCAAUUAUUAGCACCCAAGAGCUAAUAUUUGGUUGCACAGCCUUUGGCCAAGAUACAAUAACUGCUGACAAAUGCUUCUUGUAGUCUUCAAUUAGCUCCUUUCUACUGGAAGUUUGGCCCACUCUUCAGCUGCAAAAUGCUCCAAUUCUGCAAUGUUUGAGGGGUGCCUUCCACCAACUGCUGUUUUCAGAUCUCGCCAUAUGUUUUAGAUGGGAAUCAGAUCUGGACUCAAUGCUGGCCACUCCAGAACAGUCUAGUGUUUCUUCUUGAACCAUUCCUGGGUGCUUUUUGAUGCGUGUUUGGGUUUGUUUUCCUGCUGGAAGACCUACAACCUUCGAUGGAGACCCAGUUUUUGUACACUGGGUUGAACAUUGGACUACAAAAUACCUUGAUAGUCUGCUGAUUUCAUGAGUUUAAGCCCCCCAGUACCAGAGGCAGCAAAGCAAUCCCACAGCAUUAUUGAAACUCCCCCAUGUUUGAUUGUAGGGAUUGUUUGGUCGUCGGUAAACAUAGCGCUGAUUUCUAUUGCCAAAGAGCUCUAAUUUUGUUUAAUUGGUCCAUAGAACAUUUCCCCCCAGGAUUUAGGCUUGUUUAGGUGGGUUUUUGCGAAGUUCAAUAGGGGUUUCUUGUGUAGGGAAUUAUUUAAGAAAAGUGCAAGGGUGCCAAUUUAUUUGGCCACAACUGUAUGUCUGCCUUUAUGGAUGUGUAAGUAACUCUACAAAGUAUAGCAUAUUGGUGCUGCAAAUGGAUGACAGUGGGAUGGUUUCAAUAAGACUACAGAAGUUUCUUAUUGCAAUGCUGAUAAAGAGCACAUUAGGUACACAAUUAACUGUCAAAAACAUAUGCAAUUCACAUUUAUGUUGACAUACAUCUGAUAUAUUUAUUUUUCUGCAUCCUGCCUACAGGGCCCAACUGUUUUGUGGGCGACAGAGUGAUCUCGGCAGGGGAGCGGGUAGAGAUAGACGAGCAGACCGUGUGUUACUGCACCUACCGGGACGGCACCUGGCAGAUGCAACCCCAUGCCACCUGCGAGCAGCGCCCGCUGCCAGACCCCGAUCUCAACCAUGUCCCCAACCCCAGCCCCUCUGAGCCCCCCGGGGAAGACGAGACCAAGCAGAUGGACAGGGACUUCCGCCCCAGGCUGGACUGGAUCCCGUGA
Messenger RNA from Coregonus sp. 'balchen', 9794 nucleotides. NCBI's taxonomy places the organism in Eukaryota, Metazoa, Chordata, Actinopteri, Salmoniformes, Salmonidae. The record is from the annotation of a GenBank genome assembly.